This is a messenger RNA of Diabrotica balteata, 636 nucleotides long. Lineage: Eukaryota; Metazoa; Arthropoda; Insecta; Coleoptera; Chrysomelidae. The record is from the annotation of a GenBank genome assembly.
AUGGUUGGACAAUCACAAAACAAGACAUACUUAACUACUGCAUUUUUAAAUAGCGUUCUGAAGUCAGAGGGUCAGCCAAGGGGAUAUCCACCUCAUACGAACCCAAUGUUGUUUGAUGAUGACCCUGGAAUUAUGUCAGAAGUAGAAACUAGCUCAACAGGCUUUCGAAGAGGCGGUAAACAAAGAAGUUCGCUUCCAGUUGUUAGAACCCCAAGUAAAACGUUAGAGAGACCAUUAGGUUUAGUAUUUCUUCAAUAUCGAAACGAAACCAAACGAGCUUUGUUGCCAAACGAAAUCACCUCUAUAGACACCGUCAAGGCUUUAUUUGUCAGAUCAUUCCCGAAACAACUCACAAUGGAAUAUUUGGAUUCGCCAAAUGUUAAAAUUUAUAUCCAUGACUCUUCCAAAGAUAUGUUUUACGAAUUAGAAGAUCUUAGAUCCCACCUUCGAGAAAUUAGAGAUCGAUCAGUACUUAGGCUAUUCGAAUCUGCCGAUGUUUCCGGUGGUCUUCCAAUGGCUGGUAUUGGCAUUGCCGGUGGAGUUGGGCACUUUGAAGAUCCUAGUUACUUUUCUGAACCGGAGUUCGACUCGGAGUACCAGCAUCAGCAUAUCCACAAAAGCAAGGUCCUAAAUUAA